Procambarus clarkii (red swamp crayfish) is the source of this 2892-nucleotide messenger RNA. RefSeq names its product astacin-like metalloprotease toxin 2. Gene Ontology annotation, molecular function: metalloendopeptidase activity; zinc ion binding. Gene Ontology annotation, biological process: proteolysis. Lineage: Eukaryota; Metazoa; Arthropoda; Malacostraca; Decapoda; Cambaridae. The record is from RefSeq and is a predicted model, not a curated record.
UCCCUGACCACCCUGGCGCCAGCAGUGUGCCUGCAACAGCAAGGUGGAGGUGUCAGUGUGCCUCCCAGCGUGGCCGAGUGAAGUACAUCUGCGUUUGGAAGCACUGAGGUAGACUCUGUGAGAGCAUCCAAUUCCGAAAGCGUUUAAUCCCUGAUACAAUAGUUACCUCAUAAAUCGCUCAGAAUACAGUAGACGUGAAUCUUGCACGGAUACAAGGAGGCAGGAUUCUAGACAUCUGUGAGUGCAAGAAAACAUUUUAAGAGACGCCGAGGAACAAAGAACUGACAUUCUCGACAAGUGUAUGGGUUAAAAUCUAUACUGCUCGGAUAUAUUUCUGAAGAAAAAGUUUGUGAAAUUUGAGGGGUCAGGAUACCUGUUGAUGCUCCGCCGUGACCUCCGCUGGUCCGUGUGACCCCCGCUGGCCCGUGUGACCCCCGCUGGCCCGUGUGACCCCCGCUGGCAGAGAUUGGCACGGGCUGGCACUGGUCAAGACCUGCAGACACCACACUGUAGCAGACGGCGUCGAGGGCGGAGGCCAUGAGGAAAGAGUGGACAUGGGCGUGGGCGGCGGUGGUGUGGGCGUCCACUGGUCUCCUGGUGCCCCCGGUGACGACGGCCGCCUUCAUCGACGUUGGCGUCCCUUACCUGAACGUGUCGUCGAGUGCUGAGCGGCGCUGGUGGCCGGGCUCACGGGGGCUCUCCAACACCCGCCACCACCGGGAUAUGAAGAUCAAGUGGAGAUUCAACUUUGGGCGAGACCCCAUCGAGUUGGCAGGUCUUCCCGAGGGCGAUAUCCUCCCGCCCCCAGACAGGAGUGACGCGCUGGACCAGAAGGAGGCGCAGGAGAAGAACGCGGUGAUAGACCGGGUGCGACUAUGGCCGGGCGGUGUGGUGUACUACGAGUUCUCCAUAGAGUUCAUGUUGCUGCCCCUGGAGCGGCGGCUCAUCCGUCAGGUGAUGGAGGACAUCGCCAGCCACUCCUGCAUCCACUUCCGCGAGAGGACCUCAGAGCCUGAUUUCAUCAAGAUUAUCUUCGAUAGGCACAGAUGCUAUAGUCACAUUGGUCGUGUGGGUGGCGAGCAGUUGGUGUCACUGGGGAUAUUCUGUGUCAACUGGUGGAACUUGGGCACUGUCUACCACGAGCUCUUCCACACCCUGGGCUUCUAUCAUGAACACACCCGCCCCGACCGAGACAACUACGUCGAAGUCCUGUGGGAUAACAUCGCUAAGGGCCAGGUCGAUAACUUCCUCAAGCGAUCCUACAAUUCUGUUGAUCUUACCGAUAUGCCAUAUGAUUUAGACUCGGUGAUGCAUUACAGCCCCUUUGCCUUUGGCAAGUGGUCCUUCCUCACCCCCACCAUUAGAUCUCGACGCAGAGGCUACUAUUUCAUGAGGGCUGGAGAACCUUCCAAGGUUGAUUACAUGAAGCUGAAUCGACUGUACAGGUGCAAUCGAAUCGGUCGGUAUGUGUACUCCCGGCUGAGCAACACUGGAGAUGCUCCAUACCACGAAUCCUUUCGCCGAUCUGACUCUGGCCCCUACACGUUUGCACACAACCACAUCCCAACUUCCAUACCAUUACCCGAAAAAAUUCUAAAGCAGAAGAUGCCUGUCAAGUUAGAGCUACCAAGAACAAUCAUUCCAAAGGAUCCCCAACACAAGUCAAUCAUUAGGAAGCCUGUGGUACAUCAGUUUGGUACCAGCAAUACCAUGGUGUCACAGUUUGGUACCAGCAAUACCAUGGUGCCACAGUUUGGUACCAGCAAUACCAUGGUGCCACAGUUUGGUACCAGCAAUACCAUGGUGCCACAGUUUGCUACCAGCAAGCCCGUGGUGCCACAGACAAGUAAACAAAAAUCACAGAAAUGGAUACGCACACAAUCUCCCUUCGAUAUUAAAACAAAGGUGCUAAGAAGAGCAAAAUUAUUAUUUUGAAAGAAUAUACAACAAAAUAAACAGAUCUUGAUCCCAAAUUAUUCCAGAUAUACAGGAUUUACCCUGCUUCUUAGACAUUCAAGAAGCUAUAGAGCAUUAACUUUCUCAGAUGUGAGAUCAUAGAGGAAUGGAAAACAAGUGAUCAUGGAAAAACCCUUUAGUCUAAAUCUUCUCCAAGUAAACACUGAGAGGCAUACCUAUAAUGUUCCAGAGGCCAGUACAUCAUCUCUCACAGUGUUUGAAUGUGACUUAAAGAAGUCAUAAAAUUAGUUUAUCAUGGAAUUAAGUUCACACUCAUAGUAGAAGAAACAAUUUGACAAGGGUUUUCUCCAAAUGAUGGUCAUGAAGCAGUGAUGCUCAAGUUGUAGCUCGGUGUCCAUCGAGUGAUGGCUGCAAACCAGUGAAGCUCAAAGUUGUAGCUCGGAGCUUAUUGCACUCCUACAUGAGCUAUAAACUCUCUUCUCAAUUAAUCCUUGAAGUGUGAAAGAGUUUUACUUUGUGUUGAAAUAUGCAAAUGAUAAAAUGUGAAUAACAUACUGUAUUCAAAAGCACUGAAUCUUGUAAUAUUAAGUUGUCCAGAGUUUGUUGGCCAAUGUCACGCUGUUUAACCAUGUUAAGCAGUUACUCGUGCGACCUUGUAAAUAGUCUCUUGACCUCAAAAACAAGCAGUCUUACAUCCAUAUUCAACAAUGGAGAUAGAACUCCUAGACCACAGCCAGAGCGCAUGAGGGCAAUGUGUGAAACCUUGACUGGGAUUCAGUGGAAGCCUCGGGACCCCUAGAGGAUUCAAUUGAAUCCCAGGUUGCAUUGCUUUUAGCAUGUUGUGGUGAAGUGGUCCAAGGUGUGUGCUUGGCAGUACCUGGUGUGCAGGUUGGAAUCCUGCUCAUGGCUCUACUGAUUUUCUAAAUGCAGUACAUAAUUCCUAAAUAAAACUGAGUAUAUUACUCAUACAAGUUA